UUCAAUUUAACUAUGAACAGUUUAUUUUAAAGAUUAACUGUGUAAAUACGAGCUCGUUCAAAAACUACACAAAUCUAGGUUUUACUGUAAUUCAAUCCCAGCGUUUGUAAACAACAGCUGACCUACAUAAAAAUAGCAUUUGAACCACCAGGACACACUGUUAAGUAUCGAUAUACCGAAGAAAUCAGGCUAUAACAAUGGAGUUGAGGGUUCAGUUUAAUGUUGCUAUGGUGAUAGCUGUGAUUUUUGCGGAGAUUUUGAACGAACUUUGGUUUAACCGCCAUUCUCCAUGGGGCAGACGAUUUGAUGACAGAUAUCACAUUAACUCGAUUCUGUGUGACGCCGUCCUGGUUGUGCUCCUCAAAUACAUUAUAGAAUUUGUUUGGGUUGUUGGACGUUGGGAAGAUGCUAUGAUGCUGUCCUUAUUUCUGGCGGGAAUUUUUGCAUGCUUAGAAGCACCAAGAUGGCACUUAAACCAUGGGGAUGUUAUGGGGAGGUUCUUUAGUUACUUGAUUCAUAAAUUCCUUCUUAUGUUUGUGAUGAUUUUUGCUCUUAUAUAUUUUAGAUAUUUAGGUUAAAUAAUGGUGGUAUUAUUUGAUUAUAACUUGUUACGUAAAUACAUAUUAAAUACUCCAUUUCAUCUGUAUGUUAUACUGACAUUGUAAUUAUAGCAAUAAACACUUUCUUUUGUA
Messenger RNA from Mytilus trossulus (common blue mussel), 692 nucleotides. RefSeq lists its product as uncharacterized. NCBI's taxonomy places the organism in Eukaryota, Metazoa, Mollusca, Bivalvia, Mytilida, Mytilidae. The record is from RefSeq and is a predicted model, not a curated record. The coding region runs from base 198 to 578 and encodes 126 amino acids. The transcript is spliced from 3 exons.